Messenger RNA from Cucurbita maxima (winter squash), 1203 nucleotides. RefSeq lists its product as uncharacterized. Lineage: Eukaryota; Viridiplantae; Streptophyta; Magnoliopsida; Cucurbitales; Cucurbitaceae. The record is from RefSeq and is a predicted model, not a curated record. Bases 1 to 1203 code for a protein of 400 amino acids. The transcript has 2 exons.
AUGGAAGAAGUGACCACUGAAGAAACUAUCCCAGACGAAAUCAAGGAGGUACUAGACAGUUAUGCUGACAUAAUGCCAGAGAGCUUACCACAAACAUUACCACCUCGUCGAGGCAUUGAUCAUGAAAUUGAACUCCUUCCGGGGGUUAAACCCCCAGCAAAGAACGCAUACCGAAUGGCUUCCCCUGAGCUAGCCGAAUUGAGGAAACAACUAGAUGAGUUGUUGACAGCAGGAUUCAUCCACCCGGCAAAGGCACCUUACGAAGCCCUCGUACUAUUUCAGAAAAAGAAGGAUGGGACGUUGGGUUUAUGCAUAGAUUAUAGAGCCUUAAAAAAGGUGAUGGUACGCAACAAAUACCCACUACCGAUAAUAUCUUACUUGUUCGACCAACUUCACGAGGCCAAAUACUUCACGAAGUUGGACUUACGAUCAGGUUGUGAAAAGAUCGGGAGGGAUAGCGAUAAGAUAAAAGCUAUCCAAGAGUGGAAAAUCCCUACUUCUGUAUCCGAUGUGCAAUCCUUCUUAGGAUUAGCAAACUACUACAGGCGGUUCGUCGAAGGGUUUUCACGACGAGCCGCCCCCUUAACGGAGCUCCUGAAGAAAGACCACCCUUGGUCGUGGUCAAAUAAAUGUCAAAUGACCUUUGAAGAUCUUAAGGCAACCAUGACGAGGGAUCCUGUCCUCAGGUUAGUAGAUGUUACAAAGCCAUUUGAAAUAGAAACAGAUGCGUCCGACUUUGCCCUAGGCGGUGUCCUUAUUCAAGAAGGCCACCUCAUCGCUUAUGAAAGUCGAAAGCUCAAUGAUGCCGAACGGAGAUACACUGUCUCCGAAAAAGAAAUGCUGGCUGUAGUCCAUUGCCUACGAGUUUGGAGACAGUAUCUCUUGGGAUCACAGUUCAUAGUGAAGAUGCAUAAUAGCGUCAUCUGCCACUUCUUCGAUCAACCAAAAUUGACGAAAAAACAAGCCCGGUGGCAGGAGUCGUUGGCGGAAUUCGACUUCAAAUUCGAACACAAGGCAGGGAAGAGUAAUCAAGGAGCCGAUGCGCUGAGUCAGAAGAGCGAACAUGCGGCCCUGUGCAUGUCAGCCUAUAUUCAGUCAAGUAAGAUCGAUGGAUCGAUGCACGACGUCAUCAAAGAACAUUUACACAAGGACCCAUCGGCUAAAGCUGUCGUUGAGCUAGAUAAAGCCGGGAAGACACGAUAG